CUUCUUCCUCUUUCUUUGUUUCGAGAGCCGGCAAUUUUCAGGCACGCAAAAUUUUUCCUCGAAAAAAUGCUGUUUAGAAAGUUUGGUUGCGUAGUCAGACCGAGAUGCAUUUAAAAGUUACUUCUGCAUUAUCGAAAGGCAGCAAAAAUAAAACGCUGCAGUUACCGUUAUCACGGCGCGAAUCGUGCGAUGUUCAUGAUUCAGCUUCAAUAUCCGGUGAUCGUCCGAUCCUACCGGACAUGGUGCACAAUGGGAUACGUCAGCUCGCAUUACCAUUUUCAGUCAGUAUCGCGUUUAAAUGAAAGUGUGAUCAUCCGGUUUUUUCUCGCGGCAAAAUCGGUCGAAACCGGACGACAGUACUUCAACUUUACGCUAGCAUCACGAAUAUUUUUAAUCGACUCUUUGACAUCGCACUUAAUAUGAAAUAUAAUAAUUUGUCCCUUAAUUUUAUUUUUACUGAUGAAUACUAUCUUUGUUGUUGUUUCGAAAUAAACUUCGGACAGUCGUACUCGACAGAUGUGAGCUGCGUAUCUAUGCAAAGUAUCUCUGUCGCAAAUAACGUUAUCGCGCUGGCGAGCGGAAGUUCGAGUUUCAGAAUCAUGACCUCGUGUAUACUCAUUUAUAUAUCGUCAUCGCUUCUCUAUGAAUACUUUAUAUUCGUCUUUAUAUUCGUCUAGCGACGAAAUAGAAACCGUUUUUCAAUGGACGUUUCAUUUUUAUUGCGACCGCGAAACUUGCAAUUAUAAUUGCGUGACGGUCGAUACCGCAUAUGUCAUGUCACACAUCUUCACCUGUGUAUCGUUAAACUUUUACAAUUAAUUCUAAUUAAUAGAAAGGAAAGCGUGAGAGAUGUAUCUCCGUAUUUAUUGUGAAGGAAAUGCUGGCGUUAGCGUAUCGCUGAUGAUUAAUUGAUGAUACGUCAUUAUGUACAUUCGGUGUUUAUGCACUGGCGCGGCUUCUUGUAAGUACAUUGGACUGUUAUGUAACAGUAUCAACAGUUUCCGAGUUUAUAAGUGCACGAAAGGUCGGCGGCAGGAUCGAGUUUUUCAAUACCAACGAUUAUUUCGGACGAUUGAUAAAGUGGGCUGCAGACUGCGAGACUGCCUGCUUUAGAUGUAACUUUUUGCACUUUCUCUAUUUUAAGUGAAACAAGUAUGCGGUCAGAUUUUCUUUCGCGGGAAAAACGAAACUAAAACGUAAAUCUGAGAUUUACUUUUAAUGCACUUUUAAUGCGCAAUUUUUAUUUGACGAUUUAUCCAUUAUAGAAGAUAUUUCCUUAAGUCACUUUCCUAUAUUGUCGCAUCUAAUUGUGACGAUUCUCUGUGUAUAGAAUUUGCGGAUAUUUUGUGCGUGGUUUACAAAUUGAUCACGCGAUACGUAAGUUUAUGUGCAAAUUGAAUAUCAUUUAUGUAGAUAUGAUAUUGCCAUUUUUUUUCCGCGCAUACGUUACUAAUCUGUUUUAAUCUGAUUACGGGGCAUGGUUCAAGAACUCGGACGAAAGAGUUGUAAUAAAAAGUUACUCUUCAUUUUGUAAACAAUCCUUGUAGAAAAUAACACUUGAUAUGAUUAAAGUUCGCACGCACUUAACAAGAUAACGUCGCUUGUUAUAAUGUUAGUUUAAAGUAGUCAGGCAUUUCUCAAUGAGAUAUUACAGAACUACUUUGCAAAUAAUUUAAUUAUUUAAAUUAAUUAAUAAGAAAAUAGCAACUGAUUCUGCAACGAUAAAAAUAGAAUUCCUCAAUUUUCUACUGAACUCCAAUUAUUCCUACUAUCUUUGUAAAUAUUUUCUUUAUCUAUCGAUAUAUUUGGAUUGUUGAUUGUGAUAUUUUGUCUAUCAACCUGGCUAAUGACUGCUCGAGUCACGAAAUAUUUUUUUAAUAACAAGGCGCGGAUUAAUGCUGUCAUUAACACAGCAUGGAGUGUCACUCCGGCCAGUCACUAGACAAUUAAUGUACUGUCAGCGACGCGUGCAUCGAUAUCGACACGUGCAUAAUUCAUACCCCCGCGCGACGCGACGGACUCGGCACUACUGCGAAUGCCGCGGAGAUUCGCGGGUCGCUCCAUUCAAGCAGUCAAUCGGUCCGCAACAAGGGUACUCGCGCAUGCAAUCAACAUUUGGACGCAGCGAUGAAAUGGAGGCUCACCGUGUCAACCGAUUGAUGACCGACGCACCGAUGAUCGACGAGCGUGGAAUACCCAGCGUCAUGUGGAGCUGCUUGAGUAAAGAGAUGCUGCUCGACUUUUACUUCAACGUCGACCGGAUAUUCUAUCGAAUCGGAUAUAGUAUAGCCACCAAACCAUGGGUUUGGCUGAUGAUAUCCGUGUGCCUAAAUUUUGUCUGUGGUUUCGGAUUAUUGUUCUGGAGGGAGGAGACCGACGAUGUCGAACUUUUCUUGCCAGACGGUUCUACAAUUCGCAAGGAUGCCGCCUGGGUGAAGGAGCACUUUCGAGACGAUCUCAGAUACGAAAGUAUCCUCAUCACUGCCCCUAAUGUGCUGGAUCCUAAAGUGCUGCGAUCGAUAAGAGACAUCGAAAACGAUGUGAAGAGUAUAGUGGUAAAUAAUAAUUCCUGGAAAGAUGUGUGUGCUAGACAUUUCACAUGGUUUCAAGAAAAUGACGAUUGGGAAACGAUGAAUAAAACCGAGUUUCCUGAGGAGUAUCUACCAAUUAUAGAUAAUAUGAUGACGAAGGAACCUUGUGUCCAAAAGUCGCUUCUAAAAUUAUGGCAGAAAAACGGUGGAAAGGAUAUUGAUAGCUUGACGAAAUUAGAGAUACUGAAAGACGUUACAGCAAUUAUGCAAAAUACGAAAACCAAAGAUAUAUUUUCUGACAUCACAUCGUUGCUGGCGGGCGUCGAGUACGAUGAAAAUGGAUUGGUGAGAAGUGCGAACGCGACUAUUUUGUUCUGGAUGCUGAAGAAGUCCAAUCCGCACUCGCCGGAAUGGGAAGUGGAAUUCAUCAAUAGGGUACUACGUUCGAAUCGCACCUUUUCACCGGGUAUGGAGAUCUACGCGGUAACGUUACGCAGUUACGACGAUGUGUUGCACGAGAUAGUCAACAGCAACAUGAUCAUGUUGUUCUGCGGCAUGUCGCUGAUCUCGAUCUACGUGAUCGUGAUGAUCGGUCGUUGUAACGUAAUGCAACAGCGGGUAUAUCUGUCCCUGAUGGGGAUCUGCGUGGUCGGCCAGGCCCUUCUGUCGUCCUACGGGCUAUGCUUCUACAUGGGAUUUAUGUACGGGCCGGUGCAUCCGAUCCUACCGUUCCUGCUACUCGGCAUCGGUGUCGACGACAUGUUCGUCAUCAUGCAGAGCCUCGAGACCAUGUCUGAGGCGGACAAGGCUCUAGACAUUCCUGCCCGCAUCGCGAAGUCCAUUCAAGUGUCAGGUAUGUCUAUCACUGCGACAUCAUUCACUAACAUCGUGGUCUUCGCCAUCGGCAUGACGACAGUGAUGCCGUUCCUGAAGUCUUUUUGUAUGUUUGCCACGAUGGGUAUAUUGUUCCUCUAUAUCUACGAGAUCAUGUUCUUCGUCAGUUGUCUGGUGUUCGACGAGAGGCGACUGGCAGCGAAGAGGGACGGUUGCUGCUGCCGGCCGCGUCCUAAUUGGCGACCGAACCAGUGCAGCAAGCAGAACUUCCAGCGAUUCGCCUUUGAAAAGUAUAUCGGACCUUUCAUUUUGAGGACGUAUAUGAAAAGUAUCAUUCUGCUGAUUACCGCCGCCCUGCUGUGCAUUAACACUUGGGCGAUAUUUCAUCUACAACAGAACUUUGAUGUGUUCGUAUACUUGAAUCAAGAUUCUUACCCAGUACAGUUUAACAACAAAUUGGUGGAAUAUUUUCCAAGAUACGGCAAAAGCGUGAAUAUAUAUCUGACGGGCGUCGAUUAUUAUGAGGAUCGCGAAGCGCUGUUUCAACUAGUGGACAAUGUCAAACGGGACCCGUACGUCAGUAAUUACACUCUCGACCCAUGGUUCGUGGCGUAUGAGAAGUGGUUGAACAUGACUGGCAAAGCGCAAUACAUCGAGGAUAAAGAGGAGUAUUACAAUACUCUCACGGAAUAUCUACUUUUCACGGGGAAAGGCCAAGCGUACAUUCAGGAUAUGAAGUUCAGUAAAUUACCGUUUAACGACUACUAUAUCACAACUUCGCAGAUUCCAGUGCAACACAUUUCUAUAGGCACAUCGUCCGACCAGAUAAAGGCUUUGCAGGCAAUCAGAGAUGCCGCGAAGUCGGUGAACUUCACUCACGGACACGUUGCAAUUUACUCGGUAGAUUAUUUAAGAUGGGUGACAAAUAAGAUAAUUAGCGAGGAAUUAACUAGGAACUUGUGUCUGGAAAUACUGAUGGUAGGAAUGGUGGCAUCGGUACUACUUAGGAAUUUAAUUGCGUCGUUCUGGGUGAUGUGCUGCGUAUUGUUCACACUCGUCGACCUUCUGGGCUCAAUGUACUUUUUAGGAUUGACUGUAGAACUUACAUCAAGCAUUAUAAUCAUGUUGUGCGCUGGAUUGUCGGUCGAUUACGCCGCGCACAUCGGAUUGGAAUUUAUACGCUCGAGCGGCAGUAAACAAGAACGAGCUCUGACAUCACUUAGUGUUAUUGGACCAGCAGUAUUGAAUGGUGGUUUGAGCACGUUUCUUGCCUUUGUCUUUCUAGGUUUUAGCCAGGCUUUCAUUUUUAUGACAUUCUUUAGGCUAUUUACAUCCGUAGUACUGUUUGGUUUGUUUCACGGAUUGCUGUUUCUACCAGUGAUAUUAAGCUUAGCGGGACCUGGCGAGAGAAAAUCAGAAAACAAGCAAAAAAAUCAGAAUAUGGAAUAUCAGAACGACUAUUAUAGUGUUCAUCUUUCUCAAAAUGGAAAAGAUAUAGAAGACACGCUCGCUAAAUGACAUUUUAGGAACAUUUUGAAGGUCUGUUUAGAUGAAAAUAUUUUUGUAGACAAUUCUAGAACUCAAAUUUGUAUGAUUGUGAAACAAAUGCACUCCUCUUGUAUUGUGCUUGUGAAGUAUGCAACUUUCUCUCUUAUCCC
Linepithema humile (Argentine ant) is the source of this 5023-nucleotide messenger RNA. RefSeq names its product patched domain-containing protein 3-like. Gene Ontology annotation, cellular component: membrane. NCBI's taxonomy places the organism in Eukaryota, Metazoa, Arthropoda, Insecta, Hymenoptera, Formicidae. The record is from RefSeq and is a predicted model, not a curated record.